CACUUUCUACUCGAGAAGACUUCAGGAAACCAUGACGCACUCAGAGGGCUGAGCUCCUUCAGGGGGAUAUUUUGACUCCACAGGCAGUUUACACUUAUUCUUCACCGCGUAAAGAAGCUUCAGCUCGGAAAGGAGUGCCUUCACAUUUUCCUGUUUUCUUAAACAAAAGACACGUUCGAGGAUGAAACUGAUUCUGCUCCUCGCUGUCGCGUGCCUCGCCCUACAUAACGGAAAGGGAGCACCAAGAACCGCUGUGUAUAAGUUUGUGAGAUGUAACCCUGAGGGUGGCAAGGCCAACUGUGUGACUCAACAAAGUGCAGAAAUGGAAUGGAGUCCAGACCUACCAGCCAAACUGCCUGCUUCAACUGCACAGUAUCUAGAGGCAGAGCCUGUGGAGGAUGAAAAUCUGCAGGGAGGGGAGGAAGAGGAGGAACAGAUGGAUGAGGAGUAUACGGAGAUGAUCAGUGAAGAGGGGGAGUCGCCUGUGACUUUUUCAUAUGAAGAAGGUUCUGGUGGUUAUGAAGGCUCUGCAUUUGAUGUUCUAAUGGCAGACCGGAGUGCCACUGCUGAAAGUGAGACAGGCUCUGGGGAAUCCUGGACAGUGACAGACAACGACAAAGGUGAGGACAUGUGGCAGUCGCGCCACAAACGCUCUCUGGCUGAUGAGGCAAAACCAGCAGAGCAGGAGCUGAGAGAUGACCACCUUCUGCAGCUGUAGACUGAACACCCACCCCCUUACAGACACACACACAUACAGAAGGCUAGCAACUAUUUUAUUUCCACCCUGUCUAUUCAAAUAGUAAAGCAAAUAUCGCAUCACCACCUGGUGGUGGAAAAAUCUGUUUGCUCAGAGAUUGACAAAGGCCAAAUAUAUAUUUUGUAUUCUGAGGACUAUUGACAGGAAUAGUUUUCCUCAACAACUGUAAACGAUAUAAAAAUAUUUGCCAAAAUAAAAGAAUGGUCUGCAUAAAUGAGACAUAUACACACUUGAAUUUUGUUGACAGUGAACUGUAUUUGUGCCUUCUUGUGGAAAAGAUACAAUAUGCUUUUUAAUAUAAAAAUUUGAAAUAUGCUUUCAAAAAAUUGUAAUACCAGUGCAAUAAGAUGAGACCUUUUUCCAUGCAUUGCUCACUCUGUACAGAUGUGGUUCCAACCAUUUUUUGAGCUAUGAGGCAUGUGUUCCUUUAAGACACACAAAAACAAAGACUUAUUUAUAUUAUUUGAUCCCAUUUGUCUCAAAUGUCGUGACACUUUACUCUUACUCAGGAGGGUUAUUCAGCCUAUCUUGUGAACUUCUGGCCUGCAAGGUUGAACAAGAGAAUCUUGCAAACACCAAACCUUUUGGGAAUGGAUUCAUGCAAUCUUAACCACUGUGAGCUGGAACAUAUUCAAAAUAUGUAUCAUGCACAUGCAUGCAUUUCAACAUGCUCUGCGUUGUCUAAAUUUGCAUUUGAAAUACUUCUAUUAAUAAAGGAUUUAUAACAACAGUA
Messenger RNA from Lates calcarifer (barramundi perch), 1490 nucleotides. RefSeq names its product serglycin (gene srgn). The transcript has 4 exons. The coding region runs from base 182 to 718 and encodes 178 amino acids. The record is from RefSeq and is a predicted model, not a curated record. NCBI's taxonomy places the organism in Eukaryota, Metazoa, Chordata, Actinopteri, Centropomidae.